Lachancea sp. 'fantastica' is the source of this 987-nucleotide messenger RNA. The record is from the annotation of a GenBank genome assembly. Lineage: Eukaryota; Fungi; Ascomycota; Saccharomycetes; Saccharomycetales; Saccharomycetaceae.
AUGAGCAAAGGUGAGAGAGGAAAAGGAAACUCGAGAUCGGGUGGGUCCGCCAAGACAAGCUCUGGUGGUCAUGCAGGACGCCACAAACAUGCGGAAACAAAACAUGGAGCUGGCCGAGGCGGCAAAAACUUCCCAGUGAAAUUGGCUAUGUGGGAUUUUGACCAGUGCGAUCCCAAGCGAUGCAGUGGUAAGAAGCUGGAAAGACUGGGUUUGAUCAAAUCACUACGUGUUGGUCAGAAGUUUCAGGGCAUCGUGGUAUCUCCUAACGGGAAGGGUGUGGUGUGUCCCAACGACUUACAAACCGUGGAAGAAAACGGCGCUGCAGUGGUGGAGUGUUCGUGGGCUAGACUGGAGGAAAUACCUUUCAACAAAAUAGGUGGAAAGCACGAGAGACUGCUGCCGUAUUUGGUGGCGGCGAACCAGGUCAACUACGGCCGUCCCUGGAGACUCAACUGUGUGGAAGCCCUUGCCGCAUGCUUCGCUAUUGUUGGCCGCAUGGACCUGGCCGCAGAGCUCCUAUCGCAUUUUUCAUGGGGACUAGGGUUCUUGGAACUCAAUAAAGAGCUACUAGAAAUGUAUCAGAAAUGCACGGACUCGGAUUCUGUCAAGGCCGCUGAAAAUGCAUGGCUGGAGCAGAUCGAAAGAGAAGCGCAAGAGCGCAAGAAACGUAGUCUGGACGACGAUAUUUGGAUGACAGGCAAUGUCAAUAGGGCCCACGCAGAUGAGGAAUCGGAUGAGGAAGAGGAAAACAGCCAUAGUGACGAGGAAUUUGAAGAUUCAGAUGGACCUCAAAGUAGUAAACCUGUCAAAUUUGACAGUUUAGGAAAUGUGAUCUACGAGGAGGAAGAGGACGAGGAUGAUAAAAAUGAAGAACAGAGCGAUUGUGAAGAUAAGGAGGACCAUCCUCAACAUCCUUUUGAAAAAGGUGGUAUCAAUGAUCCGGUUUCUGAAGCACAAGGACACUUGGAGGGGCUCUCCAUGAAAUAG